Hyalella azteca is the source of this 1272-nucleotide messenger RNA. RefSeq names its product ATP-dependent RNA helicase DDX19A-like. The record is from RefSeq and is a predicted model, not a curated record. Gene Ontology annotation, cellular component: cytoplasmic stress granule; nucleus. Gene Ontology annotation, molecular function: RNA helicase activity; ATP binding; RNA binding. Gene Ontology annotation, biological process: poly(A)+ mRNA export from nucleus. Lineage: Eukaryota; Metazoa; Arthropoda; Malacostraca; Amphipoda; Hyalellidae.
AUGCAUCUAGACCACUUCCAAAGUAAAAAUGAUGUUGAGGUUCUAUGAAAAGAUCCCAACUCUCCUUUGUAUGCUGUCAAAACCUUUGAGGCACUGCAGCUUCGUCCUGAGUUACUGCAAGGGAUCUAUGACAUGGGCUUCAAACUUCCCUCUAAAAUAAAAGAAACUACACUUCCAACUCUCCUUCCCAAUCCCCCACAGAAUUUGAUUGCACAGUCUCAAUCCGGUACUGGGAAGACAGCAGCAUUGAGCCUGGGUCUGUUGAGCCGCAUAGACCCCAGCAGGAAAUGCACACAGGCCUUGUGUUUGUCUCCUAUUUACGAGCUUGCCCUGCAGACUGCACAGACCGUCAUGGCGUUGGGGAAACAUUGCUCUGAUGUUACCAUCAAGUGCGCAGUCAAAGGAGAAACUCUCACCCGAGGCAGCAAGAUCACCGACUACAUCGUGAUCGGCACUCCCGGCAAGGUGCUUGACUGGCUCACUAUAAAGCUCGAGCGCUUGCUGGCUGACUGCUGCGUCUUUGUCUUGGAUGAAGUUGAAGUCACGAUCGCCACGCAGGGCCACAAGGACCAGUCAGUACGCAUCCGCAAGCAGCUGCCCAGGACGUGCCAGAUGAUGUUGUUCAGUGCGACGUAUGACGGCACGGUGAUGCAGUUAGAAGCCAUUGUCCCCAACCAAGUCAUCAUCAGACUGCGCAGGGAGGAGGAGACGCUCACCAACAUCAGGCAGAUGUACAUAGAGUGUCCCACAGCAGAAGACAAGUACACGGCUAUCAGCAACAUCUACACCAUCCCUGUGGGGCAGUUGAUGUUCUUCUGCCGCACCAAGCAGACCGCCAACUGGCUGCACGCGCCCAUGGUUAUGGACGGCCAUCACGUCACCCUCCUCACUGGAGAGUUGUCAGCAGAGGAGCGCCUCUCAGUGCUGACGAGCUACAGGGAGGGGGGCGAACGAGUCCUUAUCAGCACCAACGUCUUGGCCAGAUGCAUCGACGUCGAGCAGGUAACAUUGGUGGUAAACUACGACCUGCCUGAGCUGAACGGGGCGGCAGACUGCGAAACAUACCUGCACAGGAUCGGGCGCACGGGCCGCUUUGGCAAGACCGGAAACGCCAUCAACAUCAUCGACGGGCUGCGCUCCAUGGAGCUGCUGCAGCAGAUACAGAAACACUUCAAUCUCGAAAUAAAGAAGUUGGACUACAAGAACUUUGAUGAAGUCGUCAAACUUGCAGAAGAUUUAUGCGUCCUCAACAGCCAGCAUCCGCGGUUUUGA